AGUUGAAGGUGAAAACACAUGCAAAUACAAACAUGUCUCCAAACACUCACACUCGCAUGCUUAUUAUUGUGCUUAUAUUUCUUCAUCUUUAUUGCCUAUCCUCUGAGUCGGAGUCUAUUAUUGAGUGCAUUCCAAGUGAGCGCGAAGUACUUCUAAGAUUUAAGCAUCAUCUCAUUGACCAUACAAAUAAGCUCUCUUCUUGGAAUGCUUCCAAUCCCAAUUGCUGCAAUUGGGAUUAUGUUGUUUGCAGCCAUGUAACUGGCCACGUCCUUCAGCUUCACCUAAACACUUCAGGGCACGAUUGUGAUGAAUUUUAUUCUUGUAUUGGAGGUGACAUAUCUGAUUCUGUGGUUGAAUUGAAGCAUUUGAAUUACUUGAACUUGAGCGGUAAUUAUUUUGGAGGUAAGCAAAUUCCUACUUUCCUUUCUGAAAUCACCUCCUUAACUCACCUUGACCUUUCUGAUUCUGGAUUUCAAGGAAAGAUUCCUCACCAGAUUCGAAAUCUCUCAAAUUUGAUCUAUCUUGACCUCUCACAUGUGGCCUGUGGAAAACUUCCUCAUCAAAUUGGGAACCUUACCAAUUUGAUCCAUCUUGGACUCCAAAGUAAUUCUUAUGAACUAUUAGUCAUUGAAAAUGCUGAUUGGCUUUCAGCUCUUACAUCCCUUGAAUAUCUUGAUUUGAGUGGUGCAAACCUAUCCACAUCACUUGAUUGGCUACACAUUAUGCAAGCUCUCCCUUCUUUGCAAGAGCUACACUUGCUAGAUUGCAGUCUGAGUGAUUAUAAGCAACCACCCAAACUUAACUUUUCUUCUUUGCUCUCUCUCAGCAUUUCUGUUGCCCCCAAGUGGAUCUUUCAGUUGAACAAACUUGUUUCUCUUAAAUGUCAAUCAAACUGUUACUCUAAUGAUAUUGAUAGUCCAAUUCCUGAUGGUAUUCAAAAUCUUACCAUGCUUGAAAAUCUUGAUUUGUCAUACAAUUUAUUCUCAUCCAAUAUACCAGAUUGGUUAUAUGGUCUUCAUCAUCUUAAAGUUUUGAACUUAGAUGAUAACUAUCUGAGAUGGACUAAUGCUUUUGGAAAUUUGACUUCUCUUGUUAGCCUUGAUUUGUCAUCCAAUCAGAUUGAAGGAGCAAUCCCAACUCUUUUGGGAAAUUUUACUUCUUUGGCUAGUCUAGAUAUUUCAGAUAAUCAGCUUGAAGGGGAAAUUCCAACCUUUUUGGAAAAUUUGACUUCUUUGGUCAGUCUUGAUAUAUCAGGUAAUCAAUUUGAAGGA
Arachis ipaensis is the source of this 1271-nucleotide messenger RNA. NCBI's taxonomy places the organism in Eukaryota, Viridiplantae, Streptophyta, Magnoliopsida, Fabales, Fabaceae. The record is from RefSeq and is a predicted model, not a curated record.